Molecule: messenger RNA, 2952 nt
Organism: Monomorium pharaonis (pharaoh ant)
Lineage: Eukaryota; Metazoa; Arthropoda; Insecta; Hymenoptera; Formicidae
Product: facilitated trehalose transporter Tret1
Exons: 5
Coding region: 37-1647 (536 amino acids)
Biological process (GO): transmembrane transport
Cellular component (GO): membrane
Molecular function (GO): transmembrane transporter activity
Source: RefSeq, a predicted model, not a curated record
GUCAUCCUCGUUGUAUCAGCAACUUCGUCUUUCGAUAUGCAAAAGAGUCGGAAUGAAAACGAGAAAAUCGAACCACGAACUAGUCCAACCGAAAUGGCAGCUGAAUGUGUGGAAAACGGAAAAAGAAGCGACGACAAAAAAUCAGAAACACAAGAUGAGGAAGCGUAUAUUUCCAAACUUCGACAAGCAAUUCCGCAAUGUUGUGCAGUCGGCGCUAAAAAUUUACUCUUAAUUACUUUUGGUUCAACCUUGGGAUUUUCAACUAUUCUUAUCCCAGCAUUGCAGAAGGAAGAUUCGGACAUCAAAGUCACGAUGGAGGAAUUAACAUGGAUCGCCAGCCUGAAUUUAUUUCUCGUACCGUUCGGUUGUUUGGCCAGCGGACCGCUGUCGCAGUAUCUGGGCAGAAGGAAGACGAUGAUGCUAGCGAAUAUACCGUUCGUGAUAGCCUGGUUGAUGUUUCAUUAUGCUAGUAAGCCCGCGAUGUUGCUCGUGGCACUUGCGAUGACGGGCCUGACGGGCGGCCUCCUCGAGGGCCCGGUUAUAACUUAUGUCGCCGAGGUAACGCAGCCCUACCUGCGGGGGAUGCUUUCUGCGACUUCGACGAUGGCGAUAACCGUGGGUGUCUUCACGCAAAUGUUGAGCGGCAGUUUAGUCGGCUGGAGAACGGUGGCGCUCAUUAAUCUGACUUACCCGCUUCUUUCCUUUUUCGCUCUGUGCUUAGUACCAGAGAGUCCGCACUGGCUCGCCGCUAAGGAUCGUCUCAAGGAAUCGGAACGCGCUCUCUGCUGGUUGCGAGGCUGGGUAGGCCCGUCGGUGGUGCGAAAUGAAUUUGAAGCACUCCGCGAUUCGAUUCAGAAGUCGAUUCAAACCGACACGGACAAGGAAGAGAUCUGGCGAGCGUACACGAAACGGACCUUCUAUCUACCUUUCUUCUUAGUCAGCGCGGGCUUCUUCAUCAGUAACUUUGGUGGUAGCACCCUGCAAACUUUCGCCGUCGUGAUAUUCGAGAAACUGAACGCGCCGAUCGACGAGUACACGGCCACGGUGUUCCUGGGUGUCGCCCAGGUAAUCGGCAUCAUACUCUGCGUAUUGAUAAUCCACCUCAUGGGAAAGCGCAGGCUGACCUUUUUGUCGGUCGGCGGUAGCGGUAUAUGCUUGCUCAUUAUCGCGAUCUACGGUUACCUCAACAACGCGGGUUACUUUGACGGAAUCAGGUACAGCUGGAUACCUACUACCCUCCUGAUAGGCAGUGCUUUUGCAACGAAUCUCGGCAUCAGGACGCUGCCAUGGAUUCUCGCGGGCGAAGUGUUUCCCGUGAAGGUACGCAGCACCGCAACCGGCGCGGCCGGCAUGGUUGCCUACGUCAUGGCGUCGAUUGCGAACAAAACUUUCCUCUACAUGAUGAACGGCAUGUCGCUGCCAGGCACAUUUUUAUUCUACUCUCUGAUUAACCUAGCCGGUUUGUGUCUAUUGUAUGCGAUAUUACCCGAGACGGAAGGUAAAACCUUGCGAGAAAUCGAAGAACAUUACGCCGGUAUACAGAACCUGAAGAAUCGGCCGAAAAAGGAACAGCAGGCCACCAAGGAGAAGUGGGCAGUCACGAAUCCGGCGAUCGUGUACGACGAGAGUACCGAAAGUAAAUUGUAGAUUGUCAGAAAACGAGUGGCAACUUCACGAAUUAGAUCAUCAACGUAAUUACAUUUCAAACUGCCGACAAAAUUGUCGGAAAUCGGCUGACAAUUUCGUGAAUUAAAUCAUCAACAUUAUUAAAUUUUAAACUGCUGACAAAAUUCGAGUAUUCUAUUAUAUUAUAUGUUAUAUGUCAAAUUAGACAAAGGAAAUUUACGUAGUUUCUCUUCUAUAUUUACGUACGCUUGCAAAGGGCUAUUAUGUAUUUCUUUCAAACGCAAAGUUAUGUAAUUAAGAUAAUUUAAAUUUGAUCAAUUUAUGUAAGCAUGUUAAAUAAGUAUAACUGCGCGGUUUACGCCGCUACUUAAUAACGUUGUUAUUUAUAUGUAUAAUUGUAUGUUGGAUGAGGAAUAAAAAAAAAUUGAUUUUGUAAUAUAGAAUACAAUUUGCAUAAAAGAGAGAGAGAAUUAUAAAGCUUAUUUGAUUGAUGUCUAUUUAAUGCAAAGUGUACAAGAUCGCAAGUGAUAAAUUAAACGGGUUUUCCCCAAAAAAAUUUCUGGCAAAAGAUUGAAAAACUAGUGCUAUUGAAAAAUUUUAGUACGCAGUAUUUUUAUUUAUUAUUUUAUAUUUUUGAAAGGGAGCCGGUUGCCAUAGAGUGCUUAAUAUCAUCGUUGAUAUUACUGCUGAUUAAUCUUUAGAAAUGGAGAUAUUGAUUUAUCGUUUCUAAACUGGUCGCGAUUCUUUUUGCCAAAAAAAUUACCAUAGCUAAAUAAUAAUUAAAAAAUUGACAAAAAAAUAAGUUUCUAAAAAUUAGUAAAAUACUUGACAGACUUAUUUUGUUAACUUGAGAUUCAUUUUCUUCGUUAUUGCUUAUGAAAAUUCUUAUAUUUCACAAAGACUUUCUCAUUCUCUUAUUGCAAUUGAACUUAUGUAGAUUUAUUAUAAUGAAAAUGAAUAGAAUUAAACCUACUAUAUUAACAAACGUUAUUGCUUCUCUGUGAUGAUUCGAUAAUCUUUAACACUAAAUGUAAAAUAAAAUUUAACAAAGCGUAAAAUCACGUGUCAUAUUUUUAUAAGUAAACUCAAAUAGUUACAAAAUAAUUUAUAUACGUUCUUAAUAAAAAAUAUCAACAAAUAGAAAUACAUAUUAAGUUUUUUAAAAUCCAAUUUCUUUGUGUAAUAAAUCAGGCAGCAAUGCGCAGUAAAUAAAGCGUAGCAAAUUUUUUGUAUAAUCUAUAAAAUGUAAUAAAAAUUCUUUAAAACUUAUGUUAGAUAAAUUAGAAAAUUAUUAUUUUCCUCAUAAUUUUUAAUCUUCUAUGUAUA